AUGGCUCGAGGUGCUGCGCCGGCGGAGCAAUCCGACUUCGAAAAGCAGCGUCUCGCCAACAUUGCAGAGAGAGAUGCGCUGCUCAAGAAGUUAACCCAAGAGGCCCAACAAGCGGGCCUCUAUUCCAAACCGGCAUCGGCGGGCCCUCCGAAUGGACAGAAGCGGCCGGCGAAGGCGAAACGAAAAGAGCCACCUGCGAAGCGAGUCAAAAAAGAAAUCGAGGUCGUGCCUCGCCGAACAUCCUCCAGACUAGCAGGCAUUCAGGCCGACAGUGAAGUGGCGAAACACAAGGCGGAAGAAGAAUACGAGAAAGCCAAAGAUGUAGAGAGGCAGAGGAGGCAAAGAGUAACAGGCGAUCUCAACUUUGCAGGAGAUGGAUCAAGUCUGAUUGGGACGGACGUGCUGCUCAAGGGCGUGGCAACUCCGUACGAGCGGACAUUUGACGACGACGAUAUCCGGGAAACCAGCGACCAGGAGCUGAAGGCGCUGCGGCAGAGGAUGAGUUCUCUGGGGCUGUGGGAUGCCUGGGAACCAAACCGGAUCAAGAUCACGCCGGAACGCAUCUACAGUAUGGCCUUCCACCCGACCCCGACCAAGCCGAUUGUGUUUGCGGGCGACAAGAUGGGCAACCUGGGGAUUGUGGACGCGUCGCAAAGCCCCAAGCACGUGAAGCAAGAAGACGACGACGACGACGAUGAGGACGACCUAGACCCAGGCCCGGACAUUGCAACCAUCAAGCCUCACACCCGCACCAUCUCAGCCAUGCACACUCACCCGUCCAAACCGGAAACGCUGUACACGGCGUCGUACGACUCGUCGAUCCGAGCCACCGACCUGCAAAAGGCCGUGGCCGUGGAGGUGUACGGGCCUGCAAACAAGGACGACGACGAGCCCGUGUCGGGCGUCGACAUGGCCGCCGCGGACCCGAACGUCGUGUACUUCACCACGCUGAACGGCGCGUUUGGCAAGUACGAUGUGCGUCAAGACCCGGCCCAGGUCGACCUGUACCAGCUGUCGGAGAAGAAAAUCGGCGGCUUCUCACUGAACCCGGUGGCGCCGCACUACGUCGCGACCGCGUCGCUGGACCGGUUUAUGCGACUGUGGGAUCUGCGGAAGAUGACCGAAUCACUGCCUACGCUGGUGGGCGAGCACGAGUCGAGGCUGAGCGUGAGCCAUGCCGCCUUCAACACCGCCGGCCAAGUGGCCACCACGAGCUACGACGACACCAUCAAGAUCCACUCGUUCGGCGUGAACGGCAAGAAGACGGGUUCGGGUUCGGUGCUCGAGACUAUGAACCAAUGGAGCCCGGGCUUCCAACUCGACGAGGCUGCCAUUACUCCGGAGGUGGUGAUCAGACAUAACAAUCAGACUGGUCGAUGGACGACGAUUCUCAAGCCGCGAUGGCAAAUGUAUCCCGAAGACAACAUUCAGAAACUGGUGGUGGGAAACAUGAAUCGCUUCGUCGACAUCUACAGCGCCGACGGCACCCAGCUCGCCCAACUCGGCGGCGACUCCAUCACCGCCGUCCCAGCCGUCGCGGUCUUCCAUCCCACCAAAGACUGGGUCGCGGGCGGCACCUCGUCUGGGAAAUUGUGUUUGUGGAGAUGA
Messenger RNA from Capronia epimyces CBS 606.96, 1608 nucleotides. RefSeq lists its product as uncharacterized. Gene Ontology annotation, molecular function: protein binding; DNA binding. Lineage: Eukaryota; Fungi; Ascomycota; Eurotiomycetes; Chaetothyriales; Herpotrichiellaceae. The transcript has 3 exons. The coding region runs from base 1 to 1608 and encodes 535 amino acids. The record is from RefSeq and is a predicted model, not a curated record. Gene Ontology annotation, biological process: regulation of DNA damage checkpoint. Gene Ontology annotation, cellular component: nucleus.